Entrophospora sp. SA101 is the source of this 1269-nucleotide messenger RNA. Lineage: Eukaryota; Fungi; Glomeromycota; Glomeromycetes; Entrophosporales; Entrophosporaceae. The record is from the annotation of a GenBank genome assembly.
AUGUCUUUAAUAAAUAACGAUAACUUUAUACCAGAAGAUUCCUCUAAUGAUGAUACCCAAAAUGAAAGAACUCCAUUGGUACAUCAACAAGCUAAUUUUCAAGAAUCAGAAGAUACUCAAGAUUAUCGAACCUUGAUUGAAUUGGGAAAAUCAACAGCCAAGCAAACUAUAUUCAAUACAAACAUCUUAAUGGGUAUUGCUAUUUUAGCAUUACCACUUGCCUUCAAAUAUUCCGGAUGGGCAUUGGGAUUGAUGAUUUUUUUAUUUUGUUUAAUUCAAACUAAAUACACGGCAAAAACGCUAAAAAAAUGUUUAGAUAAUGAUCCUAGAUGUAUUACAUAUAGUGAUCUUGCAAAUUUGGCCUAUGGAAUAAGGGGAAAAUAUUUUAUAGUUGGAGACUCUUUGAAAAUACUAUUUCCCAGUGCAGAUUUAACAACUUUGAAAAUCAUAGCUACACUUUUUAUCAUACCAUUCACAUGGAUACCAAUUCAUUUUUUAUCUUAUACCUCGAUGUUUGGAAUAUUUACAACCGCUUCAUUGGCAUCUGUUAUUAUAUUGGACGGUUUAACUAAACCUACUUCGCCUGGAAGCCUUCUUAAUCCAAUGAAAACACAUAUAAUCCCACCAAAUUUAAAUUAUUUACCAUUAAGCUUUGGUUUAAUUAAUUCGGGUUUUACUGGACACGCAGUGUUUCCUUCUCUCUAUAGAGAUAUGGAAAAACCUAACGAGUAUAAUAAAAUAAUUAAUGUUAGUUAUCUUAUCACCAGUGUUAUUUAUAUCACAGUCGCUGCAUCUGGUUACGCGAUGUUUGGUAAAGAAACAAUGCCUGAAAUUACACAAAAUAUUAUGCUUACUAAAGGAUAUAAUGAUUUCUUCAAUUCACUUGUGAUUUGGUUUAUCGUCAUCAAUCCAUUAUCUAAAUAUCCUCUAACAAUCACACCAAUCAACUUAAAUAUAGAACUUUUCAUUUUCAAAAUCUCAUUUAUAAAUCGAUGGUUUAAACAUGGAAUCACCAAAAAGAUUCUUAUUAUUUUGUGUAGAACUUCGUUAAGUUUAUUGAUUCUUGGAAUUGCAAUUAUUUUUCCCAAAUUUGAGAGAGCAAUGGUAGCAAUAUUUCCAUUAUUGUGUCAUUUGAAAAUGUUUGGUGGAGCUUUCUCUAAACAAGAAUUGGUUUGGAAUAUAUUCUUACUAACCACAAGUAUAAUCAUGGCGACUUUAGGAACUAUUUGGACUUUCUUGCCAACUUGUUGGCUAGGUGAAAUACUAUAA